AUGUUCAACCAAAGCAGCGAGACUUAUGAUCUGAAACUCGACCAGGCAUGCAUUUUUCUCCAAGAUAGAAUCAAAACUUCCAUCAAUGGAACAUUCCAUGUCAACCUACCACACAAGAACUCCUUUAAGAGUAUCCAAGUCAAGCUAGUGGGAAUAUUGAAAAUUCCACGAGAUGACUACCUCAUUCGCAACGACCGCCAACUCAUAACAUCCAUCUCACAUCAAUCGAUCGGCGCAUCUAAAACUCUCAACUCUUUCCAACUCCCCGCGGGAAACUACGAAUUCCCCUUCAACAUCCCACUAGCUGGGAGAAUCCUCGAGACCGUCACUGGUCAGCGCCACAUGUACCACACCUAUCACGUCCAAGCCAUAGUCGAACGCCGCUUCAAAGCAGACUCAGUCGUCUCCCGACCAAUUCGAGUCUACCGCUACCCUCACCUAUCGACCGAGCCUCAGACAACAUCAAUACCUACGACAAUCGAAAGACAAUCCGGCCAAGAAAUGCAAUAUUGUAUCUCAAUUCCAGAAUCAAAUAUCCCCUUCGGAAGCAAAUUUCAAGCGAAAUGUUAUUUCUCCCCUUUAUCGAAGAAUCUCAGCCUGAAGACGAUCUCGGUGUCAGUCUUGGAAAAGCACAGUCUACAAAUUGACGCAACAGCAGCGGAAUCAGCAAUGCACGGCAUUCUUAAAUUGAAUUCGAAUCGAACAUCUACGAUCUUUGAAGCCGAGCACGAUUUUUCGAAUCAAAUACCCGACACUUCAUUAAUAGAGAUUGACGGUGGAGAUGGCGAUAUACCCUCUGCGGAGUGGCCUUUAAGUCUGCCAGUGCAAUUACCUGAGAGUUUCGACUUUGCUUCACAAUCUGUUUCAACUAGUAUCAUCCGCAUAUCCCAUGAACUGGUCAUACAGGCGCAUUUCCAGAAUACCGAGACAAACACACCGAUUCUGAUCCAGGAACGAAUUCCUUUCUCGAUUUACAUGACACCCGCAGUCAUUGGGGACGAUGGAACAAUCUAUGGCCAAGAUCUUGAAUGCUUCCAGUCAUAUGAAAAUGCGCCUCCAGCCUACGGUCGACAUAAGUGUGAUGCGAUUCCGGUGGAAUGGUUUGGCUAUCUUAACCAGCUCAGCGCAGAAAGGGCACGAAUGUCGAGUGAACAGUGCUUUCAGCCAGCCAUCGGCAGUGUAUCGUGUGUUCCAAUUGCUGGUGUAUCUUUGGAGACCGAACCACCUGCUUACCAGUUUUGUUCUACUUGA
This is a messenger RNA of Penicillium waksmanii, 1251 nucleotides long. RefSeq lists its product as uncharacterized. Gene Ontology annotation, molecular function: protein-macromolecule adaptor activity; ubiquitin protein ligase binding. Bases 1 to 1251 code for a protein of 416 amino acids. The record is from RefSeq and is a predicted model, not a curated record. Lineage: Eukaryota; Fungi; Ascomycota; Eurotiomycetes; Eurotiales; Aspergillaceae. Gene Ontology annotation, cellular component: plasma membrane; cytoplasm; cytosol. The transcript has 5 exons. Gene Ontology annotation, biological process: ubiquitin-dependent endocytosis.